Bacidia gigantensis is the source of this 420-nucleotide messenger RNA. RefSeq lists its product as uncharacterized. The record is from RefSeq and is a predicted model, not a curated record. Bases 1 to 420 code for a protein of 139 amino acids. NCBI's taxonomy places the organism in Eukaryota, Fungi, Ascomycota, Lecanoromycetes, Lecanorales, Ramalinaceae. The transcript has 2 exons.
AUGUGUGCCGUCCUUGUUGCCAUCACUACUGAUUCCUCCACCACUACACCUGCAGUCGAGCUACUCCCAAACCCUACGCUGAAAAAUAUAAGCGAAGCAAGCUCAGUCCAUGUCCUUGCGUUCUCAUCAAAAGGAGAUCUGUUGCUUGUGGAAAGCGAAGGCGAAUUUGUGGUGGAUGAAUGGGAGAGAGUCUAUGAGGUAGCAAGGGAGGCUUGUCUAGGGGACAGAAGGCUAGGGAAAGAAGAUGGUGGCGAUGAGCGAAGUCGCGAUGUGGAGAUGGAGGAGGAUGGGGACAAAGAAGGUUUACUUUGGAAGAUGCAGAGGGUUGUAGGAGAGAAAGUGGAGUCGGAGCAGAGAUGGAAGAAAGACCUAGGACAACCAUGGCGCAAGAAAGACGGGCCAUUGCAAAUCCUUAGUUGA